UUUACUUUUGGUCCUGGUUAAGCACCAAAAAUAAUGAGUAAAAUAUUUUCUGAGAAGUAGCGCAGUAAUCAAACUUUUUAAAAUUAAUAUUGAGCUUAUUUUUUCAGAGAAACUUGCUUUUGUAAUGAGGCUUGGCGCCCUCACUCCAUCUCGAACAAAAAAAAGAUGACAUCGGCAGAUUAUUCACAAUUUCAACGGCGGACAAGGAGCCUUAACAGACUUUGCAUUGUAAAAUUCUUCACCGGUAUAAAAACUGCCUCUGUUGACGACAUAUGUACAAGUUUGGCUUCAACAAUAACAACGGCAACUUACUGAGAACCUCUUGUCUGUUGGACGUGCUAAUAUGGAUCAAUUCGACCCAUUUACAGUGCAUCCGGAAUGUAUUCACAGGGCGUCACAAUUUUUCACAUUUUGUUAUGUUACAGCCUUAUUCCGUGAUGGAAUAAAUUAAUUUCCGUCCUCAAAUUCUACACACAAUAUCACAUGACAAUGUGAGAAGGUUUUUCUUAAAAAAAAUAAAAUAGCAAAUGUAUUUAAGAAAAUUAUUUUAAAUAAUCCCAUGUACAUAAGUAUUAACAGCAUUUGCUCAAUACUUUGUGAAUGCACCUUUGGCAGAAAUUACAGCCUCAAGUCUUUUUGAAUCUGAUGCCACAAGCUUGGCACACCUAUCUUUGGGCAGUUUUGCCCAUUCCUCUACUGCAUGGGUGUCAAACUCUGGCCCCGUGUAAUUUCAUUUGGCCCUUGAAGCAAUAUCAAAUUAACAUUAAAGCUGGCCCGCCGGUAUUGUACAGCGGCGGUGUCGCUGUAACACCGCAUUCACCGCUAAUACUCAUACUUGCCAACCCUCACGAUUUUCCGGGAGACUCCCGAAAAACAUUCUCCCGGACAACAAUAUUGGGGGCGUGCCUUAAAGGCACUGCCUUUAGCGCCCUCUACAACCUGUUGUCACGUCCGCUUUUCCUCCAUACAAACAGCGUGCUGACCCAGUCACAUAAUAUAUGCAGCUUCUACACACAGGUAUGUGAAUGCAAGACAUACUUGGUCAACAGCCAUACAGGUCACAAUGAGGGUGGCCGUUUAAACAACUUUAACACUGUUACAAAUAUGCGCCACACUGUGAACCCGCACCAAACAAGAAUGACAAACACAUUUUGUGAGAACAUCCGCACCGUAACACAACAUAAACACAACAGAACAAAUACCCAGAAUCUCUUGCAGCAAUAACUCUUCCGGGAAGCUACAAUAUAACCAUUUAUUUUCAAAUUUAUUAGCCUGUGGAAAAAGUUAAUGUUGAUAUUUUCCCCAGAAGGCUGCAAAUAGGCAUUCAAUUUUUUAUAAAAUGUUUAUUUAAUAUGCCAUUGAUGUUUUUUCUUUUGUUUUUUGAAAGUUGAUUUUGCACUAUUAAGUUAUAUUAGCGUUGCUUGUUCCAUAUUCAGUGUUAAAGCAAGUCAGUGUAGCAAACUGAGCAAUAAUUCUUGAUUUUUUUUUAAUUAUUAUUAUUAUUAUUAUUUGAAACUCGAUUUUGCAUGUCACUAUAAAUUUAUAUAAGCCUUACUUGUUCAAUAUUUAAUGCAAAACUUGUUUGGGUCCCUAUUAAAAGGUUCAUUUGUUCAACCUUGGCCCGCGGCUUUAUUCUGUUUAAACUUUUGGCCCACUCUGUAUUUGAGUUUGACACCCCUGCUCUACUGUGUGAAGUUUGAAUUUCCCCCAGGAAUCAACAAAGUACUUUCAAUUCUAUUCUAUUAAAUUAUAUUCUCCGAUAGUUAGCAAUAAUACAAAUGGACAGAUUUUGAUUAAAUUUGGAGAAAAUAUACAGAGUAGGCCCCCACGACCCCAAAAGGGUAGAAAAUGGAUGGAUGGGAUGGUCCUCAAACAAGUGCUUUUGUAGUUUUUAUUAUCAUUCAUAUAUGAGCUUGUCAAAAUACUCAUUGUUGACAUUGUCAUCAUACAGCCAGCCAUGCAUUUCAAGUUAAUCAAUAUUUACACCGUUUUAGUUUUAGUUAGUUUCCUAAAAAUAACCAAAAUAUAGGAACAUUUUUUUUUUUUUUAUCUUAAUUGCGAUGGUUAUUUUGUAAAGGAAACCUUUAACGUUGAUGCGCAUGCGUGCGCAUGCUCAGUGACGUUGGGUAUCACUUUUUUUUUUUUUUUUUUUUUACGGGUCGCACAUUUUCUCAAAACACCAGCCCUCUGGUCCUUAACUUUCUGGGAACAAUAGUUGAAUAGCACCUUGUGAACGUUUUAAUGUACAUGGGAAUUUUAGCCGAACACUAAUUUACUGUGUGUAGUUGAGGUUUACUUACCUUUUAAUUCGUGCGACGCUUCCAUGGGCGCCCUUUUUAAUAUUUACCCGUUAGGAAGUGACGUCAGUGCAAGUGACACGCGCCUACCAAUCAGAGGCUUUGUUUAAACGUUGCUAUAGCAACCAAGAAGUACGCUGACAAAUGACGCUCAAUGAGUUCAUCGGCAAGUAGAAACCAGACAACGACGACGCAAAAGACGAAGUAAAUUAUAGGAAUGUGUGACGACUCGGUUUGUUGACUUGUGUUAGCCAGCAAGGUAAUUGAAAGCAACACUAUAGGUUUUGCUAAUUACGUUAAAGCAUCAUGGACGCCAGUUCGUUAUCCUACUCCCUGGAGAUGGUUGCUGGUAGCGGGUGCAUUUUGAACUCGGAGCAAAGGGCAGCUCUGCAAACUUCUCUGAUUAUCUUGAAGAAGAACUACAAAUUCAACCGGGUGCUGUUUUGGGGCAAAAUACUCGGAUUAAAAGAGCAUUACUUUAUCGCUCAAGGGAGGAGGGAUGAUGAGCUGAAGGACACGCAGCAUUUUUACAGCUUCAACUGCAUUGACUGGUUCCUUAUCCCCACCACCACAACGGCAAUGAUUGAGGACGUCUCCAAAACGGCGAAGGGCCGAUUCGAAGGUGACCCGUCUUUUGUGUACGAACCAAAGCAGGGAGACAGACUUGACGGCACGGCCGAAGAGUCGACAAACAAAGUGACAGAGGAAACCAGACUCGCUGUGACGGUUCACCUCAUCAACGAGGAAGCGUCUGUGGUGCCACGAGGUGCCUUCAUCACCAGCACGCACGGAGUGGUCCAUAUCAAUCGUAGCUUUGGCGGGCUUUCUUACUCUCAAGCCGGGAAAUUAGAACACUUUCUUCAUUUUGCUCAACCUAAGACCCUGAAAAAGAAGUCCCUCCUGGAGAUGGCUGAGUUGAACCCUGCCUUAGACUUCCUAGAUCCACUGAGUGAGGACAUUCCAAAAGGAUCAUGGAGUCUCCAGUUUGAAGGGGCCAACAAAGUGUGUGUAAUCCGCAGCCUGCUGUGGUUGGGCCUGACCUUCUACCACGUACCCAUGACACCGCUGCACGGAUUUGGCUAUAUUGGAUACGGAACCAAGAACUUGGACCUACCCUUCAUGCUUUAAAAUAUGUUUAUUUUAAAACACAGAUGUCAAACUCAAGGCCUGGCACCAAAUCUGGCCCGCUAAGUUAUUUUAUGCAGCCCGCGAAAGCCUAGAAAUAAUAUGCGUUAAUAAAAUGCUUAAUCUUUUCUUUCUAAAUAUAUUUGUUCUUUCCCUUUUGACAUUCAAAAUCAUGUAUUGCAUGCAAUUGCAUAUAUUUUUUAAAUGUCAUCCAACCUUCA
Messenger RNA from Nerophis ophidion (straightnose pipefish), 3643 nucleotides. It is a transcript of the gene rsph9, whose product is annotated as radial spoke head component 9. Bases 2604 to 3425 code for a protein of 273 amino acids. Gene Ontology annotation, biological process: cilium movement involved in cell motility; axoneme assembly; motile cilium assembly. Gene Ontology annotation, cellular component: radial spoke; axoneme. Lineage: Eukaryota; Metazoa; Chordata; Actinopteri; Syngnathiformes; Syngnathidae. The record is from RefSeq and is a predicted model, not a curated record. The transcript is spliced from 5 exons.